GGUGCCACCAUCUCUAGAAAUCAAAAUCCCGUGGCUGGCCCCCGAGCCAAGAUAACCUUCAGAAGUAUACUAAGCUAACUGGACAUAACGCUUGGAUUGCCUCACGCAGCUAACCCACAAAAACAAGCAAACACUCAAAAACAAAAACAAAGCUGCAUGGAGGUAAGGGUGGAAUUACCCCGCGAAGAAAACUCACAAACUCAAACGAACACUCAAAAACAAAAACAAAGCUGCAUGGACGUAAGGGUGGAAUUACCCCUCGAAGAAAACUCACAAACUCAAACGAACACUCAAAAACACAAUAAAAGCAACAUGCACGUGGUGGAAGAAAUACCCCUCGAAGAGAACUCACGAACUCAGACAAGCAUUGAGAAAUACAAUAAAAGCAACAUGGACGUGAGGGUUGAACUACCCCUCGAUGAUAACUCACAGUGUGAAGUGUUCCUUCAGACACACGAUAACAACACACACGGAGCGAUGGAAGGCACAAUGUCGCGUUUAUCAACGCCCUGCCAACGCCUACGCAAGGCUAUUAUGCGCUGCCAGUACAAGUGUGUGGCCGGCCUGCUGCUGCUCCUGCUGCUGGCCAGCCACGUGGCCACCCUGGCCUACGCCUACCAUCAGCAGGGCCAGAGUGACCUCCUGCGGGGCAUUGUCGCGCUGUGCUCCGUGCUCGUCCUCCUCCUGACGCACGGACAUGAUUCCCUGUGUAGGGCGUGGCUCGUCGUUCACGUCACCUACAGUGACGACCUCGCGCGAGGCGCCCUCCGCGUACUUAACAACCUGCAGGCACAGCCCCUGCUGCACGGACUGGGCCUGGAACCCCCAGACGCCCUGGACACCCUCGCCUACUGGUGGUGGGUCUUGCAAGGGCUGCUGCUCGCUACCCUGGCGAGCUUCAUCUCGGGACCCAGCGCCCCUGACGAUGAGAACCCUGACGAUGACAACCCUGGCGAUGACCCUGACCGUGAUCCUCACAAUGUGAGUGACUUUGAAGAAGUGGAACUGAGGGAGGUGGUGGUGGCGGUGGAGGAUGGACAGCAGAGGUGCAUUAAGAGCAACAUGCACGUAACGGUUGAAUUACCUCUCGAAGAUAACUCACAGUGUGAAGUGUUCCUUCAGACACACAAUAACAACACACACGGAGCGAUGGAAGCCAUAAUGUCGCGUUUAUCAACGCCCUGCCAACGCCUAUGCCAGGCUAGUAUGCGCCGCCCGUACAAGUGUGUGGCCGGCCUGCUGCUGCUCCUGCUGCUGGUUGGCCACGUGGCCACCCUGGCCUACGCCUACCAUCAGCAGGGCCAGAGUGACUUCCUGCGGGGCAUUGCCGCGCUGUGCUCCGUGCUCGUCCUCCUCCUGACGCACGGACAUGAUUCCCUGUGUAGGGCGUGGCUCGCCGUUCACGUCACCUACAGUGACGACCUCGCGCGAGGCGCCCUCCGCGUACUUAACAACCUGCAGGCACAGCCCCUGCUGCACGGACUGGGCCUGGAACCCCCAGACGCCCUGGACACCCUCGCCUACUGGUGGUGGGUCUUGCAAGGGCUGCUGCUCGCUACCCUGGCGAGCUUCAUCUCGGGACCCAGCGCCCCUGACGAUGAGAACCCUGACGAUGACAACCCUGGCGAUGACAAAUCUGAUGAUGACAACCCUGACGAUGACCCUGGUCUUGAUUUUGACCCUGUGUUUGAAGAGGAUGACUUUGAAGAAGUGGAACUGUUGGAGGUGGUGGUAGUGGUGGAGGCAGUGGAUUGGCGGUUCAGGGUGGGGGCUCUAGUCCCUCCUCCUGACCCGCCCGUCCACUACCCUCGGGGUGAGGAGGAGGGGGAAGACGAGGAUGAGUUUGAGGACGUGGAUCGGAGGGAGGAGAUGGAGGCGGUGGAGGAGGGGCAGUUCGGGGUGGGGGCCCUUGCCGCCCCUCCCGAGCCGCCUGCCGAGGAGAUUGAAGAAGAGGAUGGCUUUGAGGAGGUGGACCGGGUGGAGAUGGACCGGGAAGAGGUGGUGGAGGUGGUGGAGGUGGUGGUGGGGCAGUUCGGGGUGGGGGUUGUUGCCGCCCCUCCGGACCCGCCCGCCCGCCACCCUGGGCCUGUUGAGUAAGGAGG
Molecule: messenger RNA, 2102 nt
Organism: Eriocheir sinensis (Chinese mitten crab)
Lineage: Eukaryota; Metazoa; Arthropoda; Malacostraca; Decapoda; Varunidae
Exons: 2
Coding region: 157-2097 (646 amino acids)
Source: RefSeq, a predicted model, not a curated record